UUGACCUAUCAUAUAGGUAUAAGGGUCUUUCAUAUACAUGCAUAGGCCGUCGACUAAAUCCCGAAAAAGUCCUCGAGACUAAUUCCCCUGCACCAACCUGCACCUUUCGUAAUCUCUCCCACACGAGGUUCUGAAUGCUGAGCACAGCACUGGCAGCGAGCUCAAGAGGAUUGAUCAUUGAAGGGGCGCUUUUGCCGCCGGAGUGCACCUGAUAUCGACACAGGGAGAACACCAUCUUCGAGCCAGCUUGUGCAGGAGAACGGAAGAAGGCAGCAACAUGGCGCAUGACAAAUUGCAACCGCAGACGGUGCUGUAUUGUGGCGUGUGUGGCUUGCCUCCAGAGUUCUGCGAGUUUGGGCCAGACUUUGAGAAGUGCAAGCCCUGGCUCAUAAAGAACGCCCCGGGGGCGUACCCCGAACUGACGAAGAAAGCGGCCGAUGAAGCCGAGGCAAAGCUGGGGGAUCUGCGGCUCGGCGGGGAAGAUGGUGCUGACGGGGAGGCUAGCACGAGCAAGCCAGAGGACGAGAUCGUAAAGAAACUACCGGGUGGCAAGGUCAAGAGAAAAGAGAAGCAGGAGAUCCUUGUGGAGAAGGCGACUCGAAAUAAGCGGAAGGCGAUCACGACAGUAAAGGGCAUGGAGUUGUUCGGCGUGAAACUAGGGGACGCGUCCAAGAAGUUCGGCAAAAAGUUUGCCAGCGGGUCGUCAGUCGUCAAGGGCCCCACGGAGAAGGAGCAGAUCGACGUCCAGGGCGACUUUUUGUACGACAUCUGCGAGUUCAUCACGGAGACAUGGAAGGAGAUUCCGGAGUCGGCUAUAUACGUCAUGGAAGACGGCAAGCGAAAGGUGCCAUAUGCGGAUGCGUGAUGUGGUUUACAUACGGAUGUGUCGCGAGUCUGAUCAGCCCUGAUGAGUUUGUGUGUGCAAAGGCGUAACCUCGCUCUGUUCCGACGGUGCAAAUUAGCCCAUCUAAAAUGGCUGAAUGGGGUGUAGGAAGCCCCGGCACGCUUGAAGUGGAGGCCAAGGCGGUGUAUGGCAACUUUUGAAUCACUGCCCGUUUAUCAAUUCCAAUAAAUGAUGUCUCUGGAUUCUGCCAGACGAUGUGUCGCGUACAAUUGGAUCGAUCAGUGAAGCUCCAUCAGAUGUCCC
This is a messenger RNA of Klebsormidium nitens, 1147 nucleotides long. Lineage: Eukaryota; Viridiplantae; Streptophyta; Klebsormidiophyceae; Klebsormidiales; Klebsormidiaceae. The record is from the annotation of a GenBank genome assembly.